CUCUGUUCUCUCCUUCCUACCUUCCUCGCCCUCUUCCCCUCCUCGGUGGGAAAGGAGGACCGAGCGGCCUCCAGGGCACAGCGACGGUGGCCCUGACCCUUUGGCGGCUGUCCGCCGGUGGGCGGAGCUCGGGCGGGCUCUGGGGGAGGGCCCUGGGAAGGGGUGGGGCCGGCGGAGUGUUGCCGUUGCCGCGGCCGCCUCAGCAGCGGGAAGCGAGGCCCUUGCCUGGGGUGGCCGGCCCCUCGCGCGUGGCUCACGCGGGCCCGUAGCCAUGGAGGACUUCAUCGUGAUCUCCGACGACAGCGGCUCCGAAAGCUCGGCAGGGACCCGCUCGGGCCGGGCGCGGAGGCUGCGCCGGGCCCUGUCGCGGACCCCCGGUGCGCUGCCCCGCCGGACAGUGGACUUCAUUGACUUAACUAAAGAAACAAGAACGAGGACAAAAGACCACAACGGACUCUGUGUGAUUGACCUGACGAGAAGUGAGGAAGAAAAUCGACCUGUUGCCACUCUUGAUUUGACUUUAGAACCUGUCACUUCCUCCCAGAAGGAACCAAACAAUCUUCAGACAUGUACCAGCUUUUCAGGCAAAGAGAUGAUGGAAGCCCACAUAGACAGAAGUUCUCGGCCGACACAGAGAAUCAUUAACAGUGAUCCUGUAGAUUUAGAUUUGUUGGAAGAAACCAUGUUUGAAGGUCGUCAACUUACAUCUAUCAGUCAGGACUCUGUAUACCCACCAGAGCCAAACUGUAGCUCAACCACAUACAAAGGUGACCUCAGCUUCUUGGCAAGUCUACAGCUCUCAUCAGAUGUUAGUUCCUUCUCUCCAACAAGCAAUAAUGGUAGCAGCAGCAAUCAGAGGACACCUUUUCCAUGCUCCCGACAAGAUGUGCCUUGCCAACCACAAGGCUUGCCAUGCCCUCUACAAGCUUUACCAUACCCACUAAGAGUUUCACCAUGUCCACCACGAGCCUCCUCAUGCCCACCACGAGCCUUGUCAUGCCCAUCACAAACUGUGCAGUGCCAAAUCCAAGCUUUGCCUCAUCCACCUCAAGAAGUGCCAUGCUGUCCUCAAGAUGUGCCAUACCCGCAACAGGAUAUGCCAAGCACACCUCAAGACUUACUGUGGCAUCCUCAUCAUCCACUGAAUCCACCCCAAGACCCUCUGGGUAUACCUCAAAAUGUACCAGGCCAACCUCAGACCAUAUCACAGCCACAAGAUGUGGUACACCUGCAAGAUGUGCCACAGUCACUGAGAGAUGUACCACCAUCACUGGGAGAUGUGCCACCAUCACUGGGAGAUGUGCCACCAUCACUGGGAGAUGUGCCACUGUCCCUGAGAGAUGUGCCACUGUCACUGGGAGAUGUGCUGCAGUCUCCAGAAGAUGUGCCACAGUUACUAGGUGUGAUGCAGUCAUCAGGCAAUGUGACACAGUCACCAGGAGAUAUGAUGCAAUCACCAAGAGGUAUGACACAGUCAGCAGAUGUGCUGCAGCCACCAAGAGUUGUGCUGCGGUCACCAGACAUACUUCGGUCAUCAGGAGGUAUGAUGCAGUCACCAGGAGAUAUGCCACAGACACCUGGCAAUGCAUUGCAGUCACCAGGCAAUAUGUCACAGUCCCUGGGAGGUUUGCCGCACUUACCAGAUGUGCCACACUCACCACAAAGCUUGUUGCCCUUAACAGGAGACAGACCCAUGUCUCCCCUGGAUGAAGUACAGAAUUGUGACACUCCUAUGGAUACCUUGGCUCCAUCCUCUCCAAGUUGCCCCCCUAGCCCACAGUCUCCACAGUCUGAAAUUUCCUUAGAGAAAGUUCCCUGGCUUUCUGUCACAGAAACCCCAGCCAGAAAAGAAAAGACACUGCCAGAACAUGGCAACCUAGGGUCUGCCCAGCUACAAGCACAAAUACCACAAGUGGGAGUAUACAACAGACCUUGCCUGCAUAGACUGAAAUACUUCUUACGACCUCCAGUACAUCAUCUCUUCUUCCAGACACUAAUACCGGAUAAAGACACACGAGAGAGCAAGGGUCAAAAAUUAGAACCCAUCCCUCAUCGAAGACUAAGAAUGGUUACAAACACCAUUGAAGAAAACUUUCCUUUGGGAACACUGCAGUUUUUGAUGGACUUUGUUUCACCCCAGCAUUACCCACCCAGAGAAAUUGUGGCUCACAUCAUCCAGAAGAUCCUGCUCAGUGGCUCUGAGACUGUGGUUGUCCUUAAGGAGGCAUACAUGCUUCUGAUGAAAAUUCAACAGCUGCAUCCAGCCAACGCCAAGACCGUGGAGUGGGACUGGAAACUGCUCACCUAUGUCAUGGAGGAAGAGGGACGAACUCUGCCUGGGCGGGUCCUUUUUCUGCGCUAUGUAGUACAGACCCUGGAAGAUGACUUCCAGCAGAUCUUGAGGAGACAGCGGCAGCACCUACAGCAGUCCAUUGCAAACACUGUUCUGUCCUGUGACAAGCAGCCCCACAAUGUCAGAGAUGUUAUCAAGUGGCUGGUCAGAGCAGUAACUGAAAAUGAAUUAACUGAGCCCCAAAAUGGGAAUCAGACCUUUUCAGGAACAGGAAUCUUGAAAACCAACAGUGGUCAUCUGUCUCCCCAACCUAACCUGACCAAGAACACCAAUCAGCUGAUUGUGUGUCAACUUCAGAGGAUGUUGUCCAUAGCCGUAGAGGUGGACAGGACUCCUACCUGCAGCUCCAAUAAAAUAGCUGAGAUGAUGUUUGGGUUUGUGCUGGACAUUCCUGAGAGGAGUCAGAGGGAGAUGUUCUUUACUACCAUGGAAAGCCACCUUCUGCGUUGCAAAGUGUUAGAGAUCAUAUUCCUCCACAGCUGUGAGACACCCACCCGCCUGCCAUUGUCUCUGGCCCAGGCCCUCUAUUUUAUGAACAAUUCCACAUCACUGCUCAAGUGUCAGUCUGAUAAAACCCAGUGGCAGACUUGGGAUGAGCUGAUUGAGCAUCUGCAAUUCCUGCUGUCCAGUUAUCAACAUGUUUUAAGAGAGCACCUACGAAGUUCAGUGAUUGAUCGUAAAGACUUAAUCAUCAAGAGAAUUAAGCCUAAGCCCCAGCAAGGAGAUGACAUCACCGUGGUGGACGUGGAGAAGCAGAUCGAGGCCUUCCGCAGCCGUCUGAUCUACCUGCUGGGUGAACCUCUGGUCCCCCAGCUCCAAGACAAGGUGCAUUUGUUGAAGUUGCUGCUCUUCUAUACUGCAGACUUAAACCCCGACACAGAGCCCAUCCCACACUUCUAAGCACUGAGGACCAAGAUUACCUCCUGUCUCCAUCUACUUAGAAGCUCUGAAGUAUGAACAGUAGUUAGAAAUAUCAUAGGACCAAGCCUAUCUUAUUUAUCUGUAGGUUGUAAUAACUUUCUAAUUCUUCAGUAUAUACCUUUUUUGAUAAUCUUUAGCCUACUCAAAUAUGGCUUAAAUAUAUGAGGUGUAUAUAUUUUUUAAUAAAUUAUUUAUCUAUACUUUGGAAACAGGCAAUACUGUAUGUACUAUAUGUUUAACAUUUCCAGAUGUGAAGGAACCCCCCCUGCUGAAUCCCCCUGCUGAACAAACUCAUUAGUGUACAUGAGUAAAGGUACUGAUGGCCUGUUUCUAGAAAGACAUUAGUUCUUCCCAAAUAGAGCACAUUCCAUAUUAGACCCUUUAUACUGCCUAUGACUUUGUGGCCAGUUAAGAGCCAAUGUAACAAAGUGGGGCAUAGAAAGGUGCAUUAUAAAAUACUUGCUGUCAAAAGAUACAAGAAAAAGGCACCAGAUUUACUAUGCCUAGCUCCAUGACUGUGCAGGCUGAUCAGCUGUUCUUAAUAGAACAAAAGAUACCCACAUUUGAGAAAGUAGUAAGGAUUUUUAUUGUCAAUACAAGAGAUAACACAAAUAAAUUAACUUUUACAACAAUUUUAGACUCCAGGGGUUCUCUGUGAGGUGGUUAGCUCAUUAUGUAAACAAAAUACUAUCCCAAACAAAACCCAGUAAGCAUUGGAGACAGUGUUCAAGAUACGGAGCCUGUGCACAGUAAGGAGAAAUAAAAAGGCAUUUUCUUCCCCUCUUUCCCCAGGAAAAUGUGUUACAUAAAGUAUGAGGCUCAUUUGAUGGAAAAUACUUUCAUUAUAGAAAUUUUUUGUAUUUUUCCUCCUCCCCCAACAACAGCAACAAAAAAAAUUGCAGGCUAUGACUCAGACGAAGAAAUCAAAAUAAGGUGACAUGAAUUUCAUGUGAACCUCAAGUCUAUCUCAACUGUAUCUACCAUCUUCUUUAGUCUA
Molecule: messenger RNA, 4271 nt
Organism: Nannospalax galili (Upper Galilee mountains blind mole rat)
Lineage: Eukaryota; Metazoa; Chordata; Mammalia; Rodentia; Spalacidae
Gene: Simc1
Product: SUMO interacting motifs containing 1
Exons: 10
Coding region: 272-3253 (993 amino acids)
Source: RefSeq, a predicted model, not a curated record